Messenger RNA from Gadus morhua (Atlantic cod), 4630 nucleotides. It is a transcript of the gene larp1b, whose product is annotated as La ribonucleoprotein 1B. The transcript has 19 exons. Lineage: Eukaryota; Metazoa; Chordata; Actinopteri; Gadiformes; Gadidae. The record is from RefSeq and is a predicted model, not a curated record. Bases 541 to 3711 code for a protein of 1056 amino acids. Gene Ontology annotation, cellular component: cytoplasmic stress granule; cytosol. Gene Ontology annotation, molecular function: RNA cap binding. Gene Ontology annotation, biological process: positive regulation of translation; mRNA stabilization.
AUGGAAGUCUAUUAACGGUUGGAAGCUGCUUAUCAUAUUUUUAGAUUUCCCUCUAUAUACAUUUAUGUAUAUUUAUAUAACACAUAAAUAUAUCGAUAUAAAUAGAUCUAUACACAUAUAUUUACAAAGUUUCCCAAAGUUGCAAGUGGACUGAUUCCGCGUCCUUUAGAUGAUAUCUAAUAACUUGAUGCACUCUGGCGACGACUUGUUGAUAUGAGAGGAAAGUGGGACAGAGUUGGUAGCAGCCUACGCUAGCACUAGAAGCUAAUUGGCUAACGCUAGCAGUAGAAGCUAACUGGCUAGCGCCAGAAGUAGAAGCUGGGGGGUUAGCGGCUAGGUGGCUAACGAGGUCCAGCCCUCUCGUUGUUUACCACGAGCUGCGCUGCUGUCACUCGGCUCGCCGUCCUGGACCAGGACUAAGGACCAGACUCACCCUGGAGCUCUCCUGUGGGUAGUAGGAGUACUAGUAGUGGUACUCGUAGCAGAAGUACUAGUGGUAGUAGUAGUGAACUAGUGGUAAACAAGUAGUAAACUAGCAAGAUGUCUACAGAGGUCGAGGGUAACUCGGGGCUGACGACUGGCGUGGAGAGCCACCAAAACAAGUCAGAAGAACAAGUCCAUCUGGCCGCAGAGCAGAGCCAGAAGCACCAGGACCGAGCCCCGGACGGACCCGGUUGUUCGGGCAGCCCGGUGGACCUGAACAAGAGAUGCAAAGAGAACGACAAGGAGAACGAGCAGAACCCCCGCAGUGGAAACGUGGAGGUCGGAGAGACUGCGAGGGAGAAGGUCCUAGACGCUCCUCCGCCCAAAGUGAACGCAUGGGCUAAGAGGACCCCGGGCCGGGUCCCCCAUAACCCCGCUACCCUCGGUCCGCAUGAAAAGGAUCAACAGAGCCCCCUUAAAGUGGUCCGUGCAGCCAAACCCAGGACCAGGAAGUCCAGUAAGUCUGGGGACUUCAGUGACAUCACAAACUGGCCCACCCCUGGGGAGCUGGUCAAAGAGACCCAGAGCACCUCCCCCAACACGGAGGAGAAGAAGCCGGCUCCUGCUCGGCGGGAGAAGGAGAAGAGAAAGGGCGACCAGGAGGAGAAGGGAGGAGAGCAGGAGGAGCAGAAGACAGACGGCGACUCCAAGGAGAACCAGGAGGCCCCGCGGGAGGCUGACAAGGCCCCCGCCGUACCCAGGGACAAAGAGCCUGAGGUGGGCGUGGACCCCAAGACCACUGCCCUCAGGAAGAGAGGAGGUAACAAACAUAAGUGGGUCUCCCUGGCUGUGGAGGAAGUGAUCGGGGAUGGAGCCUGCGACCCCAGCCUGACAAACCCCGCCCACGAGUCACCUGACACCCCAUCAGCUAACCACACGCUCCAUAGUAACAGGGCGCAUGAUAGCAACAGGAGCUGGAGGCGGGACAGGGACCCCGGCGAGGACGCCGCGCGCGGCACACUGCGAGGCGGCAGGGUCAAAGGUCGCGGCCGCGGGAGAGGUCGCGGACGAGGACGUUUUGAGUAUGGCCAGAGCUCCAAAGAGGGUCCGGACGGCGCCCUCCAACCGGGGGUCCAGGGCGCCAACAUGGUGUACUACUACGACAACGGCAGCAAGGUCCAGAUGUACACCGUGGACGAGAAGCUCCUCAAGGAAUACGUCAAGCGCCAAAUUGAGUACUACUUCAGCCUCCACAACCUGGAGCGAGACUUCUUCCUGCGGCGGAAGAUGGACGCCCAGGGCUACCUGCCCGUCUCGCUGAUCGCUGGCUUCCACCGGGUCCAGGCCCUGACCACUGACCUCAGCCUCAUCAUGGAGGCUCUAAGGAGUAGUGACGAGGUGGAAGUGGCGAUCGACCGGGUGCGCUGUAAGGUGGACCCCGAGCGUUGGCCCAUCCCCGGGUCCAUGGUCGUCGGGUCCCCACACACCGACUUCACCCAGCUCAUCCACUGCCCCGAGUUCAUCCCCGGCCAGGCCUUCACCCCAUCUACAGCCGAAGGACCAGUGGAUCCGGAGGUCAGCAGCCCCCCUGGUUCAGCCACGCCCAAAGCUCUAGCCACGCCCACAGCUCUAGCCACGCCCACAGCUCUAGCCACGCCCACAGCUCUAGCCACGCCCAUAGGUCAAGCCACGCCCACCCUGGACCCUCCGGCCUCCGACACGGACGCCUGGAUCCAGGUGGAGAAACGCCAGCGCCAGUCGACAGGACGCAACAAGGAGACCCCCCCCGCCCCCGGGCCCCCCCCGGCCCCCCCCCAGGAGGAGCUGGACUUCCUGUUCGACGAGGAGAUGGAGCAGAUGGCACCGAGGAAGAACACCUUCACCGAUUGGUCGGACGAGGACUCCGACUACGAGCUGGACGACAACGACGUCAACAAGAUCCUGAUCGUCACGCAGACGCCCCCCCACCUGCGGAAACACCCCGGGGGGGAUCGCACCGGCAACCACGAGUCCCGCGCCAAGAUCACCAUGGACCUGGCCCAGACCAUCAACGACGGCCUGUACUACUACGAGCAGGACCUGUGGAGCGGCCCCGAGCCCGAGCCCUGCCAGCAGGAAGUAGGGAGCUACAAGAAGAUCAGUGUCAUCAGUCAAGAUGAGUUCGAGACCCUCGCCCCAAAACCCCCUGUGGACCCCAACCAAGAAGUUCCACAGAUUCCAAGUUCAGUGGACGUGUCUCCGGUUCCAGUGGAGAUCCAGGACCUGGCCCAGUCCCUGCCCGCCAGUGUCCCCCAGUCCCCCAGAGACCUGCAGGCCAGGACCCCGCGGACCCCCAAGACCCCCCGGACCCCCGGCCGCCUGGACCUCAACAAGACCCCCCGCUUCUACCCGGUCAUCAAGGGGAGCGCCGAGGUGGACGGACAGACGCCCCGCAAGAAGAAGACCCGCCACAGCUCCAACCCGCCGCACGAGCAGCAUGUGGGCUGGAUCAUGGACUCACAGGACCACCGGCCGCGCUCCACCUCCAUCAGCAGCUCCACCGCCUCCCCCUCGGAGGGCCCGGCCCCCCUGGGCUGCACCCCCCACUCCCUCCCCAAGUUCCUGCACCCGUCCAACGAGCUGCUGCGGGACCAGGGCUUCACCCAGCAGGGCUACCACAAGUACCGCCGACGCUGCCUCUCUGAGAGGAAGCGUGUUGGUGCGGGCCAAUCCCAGGAGAUGAACACUCUGUUCCGCUUCUGGUCCUUCUUCCUGAGGGACAACUUCAACCGACGCAUGUACGAGGAGUUCAAACUGCUGGCCGUGGAGGACGCCAGAGACAACUACAGGUACGGCCUGGAGUGUCUGUUCAGGUUCUACAGCUAUGGCCUGGAGAAGAGGUUCCGCCAGGAUCUGUUCCAGGACUUCCAGGACGAAACCAUCAAGGACUUUGAGAAAGGCCAGCUGUACGGUCUGGAGAAGUUCUGGGCCUUCCUGAAGUACUCCCGGACCCCAAGGCAGCGCCUGGACCCCCGCCUGCAGGAGCACCUGUCCAAGUUCAGCACCCUGGAGGACUUCAGAGUGGUGCCCGCCACGGGAGAGGAGGGGGGGCGCCGGAGACACCACUCCUCUUCAGCAGGAGACAAUGGCCGCCGCCGCCGCCACCCCUCUAACCCCUCCGCCGCGCCCAUGGCAACGCCCACGGCGACGGCGGACACGCCCACCACUACCGUAGCCGCACCCACCAACACCAAGAAGAGGGCACCCGCUGCCAAGAAGCCCGCGGUGAACAAACAAGUUGACCCUUGACCCAGCCGCAGCAAGCCCUGCUAUUGGCCGAGAAAUGGAGAUCAGGGCCUCUGAUUGGAGCAUUUCAUUUGGAGUGGAGGCAGUCACCUCCACUGCUGUCAACGUUUACAAUAAAGUGCAUUCCUUGCAUUUCAACUCUCGGAUGCCGUCUUGGAGACCAGGAGUUCCUGUCUUAGUUCACAGGGAUGACCCACAAUGAGUUAGCUCUUAGCUUCAGCUCUUAAGCUAUGAGCUAGCUAGGACUGAAGCAGCCUGCGGCCUUAACGUAGCGUGUUCCUUAGUCUAGAGCUCAAGUCUGACCUCCGACCUGACAAUCAUGUCCCCGCUGCAGACGUUUCCAGACGGCUCCACAACCAAAGUGCCAUUUUAAUUUCCAUGCCAUUAGAAUCCACCACAGUAUUGUUGGUUAUUGAUUCUUGAGUCUAUAUGAUCUAUGAAAUUAUUGUACACCAUUUUAAUAUGGGAUAUCUUCCCGGUGACUUGAGCCCGGUUUUACAUCGAGAAGUAGAAUAAUUUAUUGUUCAUUUCCAUUUAUUUGAUUAAUGGUAUAGUCUGAGUCUACCGUUGGAUUUUGUUUGAACGCAUUUUAUGAAUUUACUUAAGAAGUCUAAAUGUUUUAGCUGCAAUCUGGGGUAUGUGCUUGAGUAUAUUUGAGUAUAUAGUUUCUUAAACAAUGAUUGAUGCUUUUUGCUUUAAUAAUUAACUGGCCUCAAACUGAUUUUCAGAGAUUUUAGUGAAGAAAAAAUGUACAUACUAUAAAAAAAAAAAUACUAUUCAUUUAUUUAGUUUUGAUUUAGAUAACGGAUUCUUUUGGUAGUUUGGUUUGAGUGUUUUAAAAAAAAAUUAUGCAUGUUAAAUCUUUGAAGUUUUUAAUUGUAAAAUACAAAAAAAAAAAAAUACAAAAUGACAAGUGAUUGUU